Nycticebus coucang (slow loris) is the source of this 5972-nucleotide messenger RNA. It is a transcript of the gene C2CD2, whose product is annotated as C2 calcium dependent domain containing 2. The record is from RefSeq and is a predicted model, not a curated record. Bases 588 to 2087 code for a protein of 499 amino acids. The transcript has 9 exons. NCBI's taxonomy places the organism in Eukaryota, Metazoa, Chordata, Mammalia, Primates, Lorisidae.
CCCCUCAAGAAGUGUUUAGGUUGGAGCAACACUGAGCAUCUCUGCCUGGAAGGCUCUUCCUGCAGAGGGCCUGUGCUGCCUCUGAGAAGCCCUUCUGGGUCCCCCACACUCACAGUGGAAGCAGCGGGUGGCAGAUGGAACCUGGUUUGGGAAACACUGGUUUGAAGGUGGGCUUCUUCCCAGGGGGACUCUUUCUAGUGCAGUGCCCUGCUGCCUGAUAGAGGACAUGCUGAGAUGGUCGCUGGUGCCAGCCGAGCCUGCCUCUGUCCCCUCAUUUGGCAAUGCCUGGUGGCCCUGGCCUGCCACGCCAUGCUUGGUUCUAGAGGACAGUGGGCAGCUGCAGCCUCAUGUGGACGUCCUCCUGCUCUGAGGACUGCCCGUGGGCACAGAGUGUGUGCCCACAGCAUGUCCAGCCCCUCUCUCCCUAAACAAGGAGCUGUGGGGACCGGCAGUGUGGCCCUGUGGCUGCUUCUGGUACUUGCUUUGUUAGGAUGGGAAGGCUCUGCAGUGGGGUGGUGAGGGGCUCUGCUCCCUCCCUUCUCACAGAACAGGGAGCUGUCUGAGAGCAGACCGCAGGCACAGGUUGCAUGUUACUCCUCCCUGGAGCAGGAGCCCAGCGGCCCCUCCUGGGUCCAGGGUCUCUCUGUGGCCAGUGCUUUCUGUCUGCGUUUCUGCAGGACCUGCAGCGUGCUCCGUCUCCUGCCCAGGACCCCUGCCCGCCUAAACCUCCCCGGGCUCAUGAGCUGAAGCUCCUAGUGAAGAGCAUCCGAGCCUCGCUGCUGAACGGUCCAGGCGCUUCAGGUAGCACUAACGUGGUGUGCAGGGCACAGCUGAACGAUCCGGUUCAGAGGUUCUCCAGCACCCUAGCGAAAAACACUAGUGACCUCACUUGGGAAGAAGAAUUCACCUUCGAGUUGAAUGCCAAGUCAAAGGAGUUACAUCUGCAGAUUUCGGAGGUGGAGUCAGAAGGUCUGUUGGCGGUGGCGACGAUUCCUUUAGAUUUAUUUAAGAAGCAGCCUUCUGGACCACAGAGCUUCACCCUGAGCAGCGGGCCGGCCUCUGGCAGCUCAGUGCUGGGUUCCAUCACAGCAGAGUUCUCUUACAUAGAACCCAGUGAACAGAAGUCCUGGCAGGCUCCCCCCUCUGCCCCCGCAGCGAAGAUAGGGAAGGACCGCACCGUGAUGCCCUGUGGGACCAUAGUCACUACCGUCACUGCCGUGAAGACCAAGCCUCGCUUCGACAUGGGGAGAGCAUCCCCACCGAGCUCAGAGUCUCCUGUGAAGACACCUGUGAAGGUGCAGGUGAUCGAGAAGGACAUCUCUGUCCAAGCCAUCGCCUGCCAGGGUGCUCCGGUCAGCAAGACGCUGUCCUCCUCAGACACAGAACUGCUGGUGCUGAACGGCUCAGACCCGGUGGCUGAGGUGGCCAUUCGACAGCUCAGUGAGUCUUCAAAGCUGCAACUCAAGUCUCCUCGAAAGAAAAGUACGAUCAUCAUAUCAGGCAUCUCCAAGACCUCACUCUCUCAGGACCACAGUGCUGCCCUGAUGCACGACUAUGCAGCCUCCAUGGACAACGCCGACCAGGAGGACACCUCGGCCCACCUGGAUGUGGCCACGGCCUCUGCCCUGCCUGAGGAAGACGAGCCAGCCCAGGCCCCACAGGCCCUCGAGCCCCAGGAGAGUGAACUGUACUCCUGGGACCUGGAGAAGGAGCCUCAGGCAGCAUGGAGCGGCCCCACCCCACUGGACCCCGAUGGGGACGAGCUGUCGGAGAGCUCCCUGAGCGCCUCAGAGCCGGGUGCUGCCAAGAAGCGUAAAGGAGGAAUCCUAGGGAAAAGCGCCAAGCUCUUCUUCCGCCGGAGGCAUCAGCAGAAAGACCCAGGCAUGAGCCAGUCCCACAAUGACCUCGUGUUCCUGCAGCAACCGGAGGGGGCCCGGAGGAAGCGGGGGACCUUCACCAGGAUCCUGAACAAGAAGCUGCUCUCCAGGCACAGAAGCAAGAGCACCAUGAAUGGGGCGCCCUCAAGCCCCACACAGAGCCCCAAGCUUGGCACCUCCUUGGAGCCAGAAGACGUGGACCCCCAUUAACUACCCCCACCAGCGCCAAGCUAGAGUGGCGCUAGCUGUCAGAUGUCCACCUGUCGUGCUGGGUUUUAAGUCUUUUAAGGGGAAAAAAAAAUCUUCAGUCUCCAGCCAGGAGGCUUCCUGCAGAGAAAACUGAAAAAGCCCAUUUUGCCACCAGAUGCCAAAUGAGACCAAAUAGCCCCACAACUUGGGCUUUAUUUAAGAGCUCAAGCUGAACAUUAAAAGGGAGUUACACAGAAUAAAGUAAUGUGCUCUAAUGCACCGUGGCGGGCAGGUUUGGGGUACCUGCUUUGCAUGCUGACAAAUGUUUUGGGUCCUUGCCUGGACCAUGUCACAAAGAGGAGGUGCCUGGCUGUGCUGUCACUGUGAAUGGGCUGGAUGGGUCACCUCUCCUAAUUUGCUGCUUGGAAUAAAAAGCGCAGCUGGCCCUGAGUGCAGGGAGGGUGGGACAUGGGCCGUUUUUUUUUUUUUUGAUAAAUAGAGCAAUUAUGCUAGGAAUGGAGAUGCUAGGGCAAGUGUAUGCAGACAUUUGCCUCUGAUGCUAGCCAUAGGACUUGAACACGUAUGCAAACACUGCAUGUAUCCUAUGCAUAUAUAUCAUGCUGAACACUUUUCUAAGUUUACUUUGAGCCUACCUGCAAGUGGAAGAUCAUUAAUUCUUAUGUGGUUUUUAUAUUCUUGUCUAUCAUGUCAGAAGCCCUCACACCACGACUGGGACAAUUUGACACCCAGAUUUGUCAUUUUUUUCCUGUCUGUCACACUUGCUAAACACGAACACAGCCAGCCUGUCAAGUGAAAGUGGGAGCAGUAAGAGAGCUCAGGGAACCUGGGAACACACACACAGUUUCUGCCAAACACCGCUGAAAGCCAACACUGAGAGCUUUUAGGGCAAUCGAGAAAAUUAUUUUGUGUCUCGGUUGUCAGUCUUAGGAAGAGAAGUUUAAUAACAAAUGGCAGCUUGGCACCCAUAACACAGCGGUUAUGGCUCCAGCUACAUAAACCGAGGCCGGUGGGUUCAAACCCAGCCCGGGCUUGCUAAACAAGAGUGACAAGUUAACAACAAAAAUAAUAGCUGGGCAUGUGGCAGGUGCUUGUAGCCCCAGCUACUUGGAGGCUCAGGCAAGAGAAUCACUUAAGCCCAAGUGUUUGAGGUUGCUGUGAGCUGUGACGCUACAGCACUCUACCGAGGGCCACAUAGUGAGACUGUCCCCCCAUCCCCCUCAAAAGGCCAAAUGUGCAUGAAAUUCCUUUUCUGAGUUCUGCAGAAUUUUGCUGUGAACAGUGCUCUUGGACACAUUUUGGGGUGCCCUGGUCUUGGUUUCCAGGGAAGAAACGAUCCUUGGCCCCCGUGUAGGCCUCAUUCGGCUGCUUCUCUACUCAGGCUCACCUACCUUCUCACCCUGGCUCCCCUGUCACAUGUGCCCCUCCCAGCAGGUGUGCUGUUGACAAGCAGUUGUCACUGGGGCGAAACGUUUUGACAAUGAGAUUCAUUCUCCUCCAAUGAGAUUUCAGAGGCUAUUAUGAAAACCUGACCUCUGUCAUGUUUAUGAAAUCAGGUGAGGGCCUUUCCCCAGGCUCUUUGUUAAUCUUUGAACAUUAAGUGUUUCAGGGGUAAUAGAGCCAUGGAUGAACUAAAAUCUAUAUAAAAAACAAAAUUACAGAAUUCUUUUUUUUCUUGACGGAGAUUUGAAAAAUAUACUAUGCAUUUCACUUUAAAAUGCAUGUAAAAACUUAGGUAUUCCAGGAAUUAUCAAGUGACUUUCAAAUGAGCUUUUCACUAUACUUUUUUUUUUUUUUUUUGAGACAAGAGUCUCCCUGUGUUGCCCUCGGUAGAGUGCUGUGGUGCUCUGGUACAUUUAUUCAUUCUGGUACAAUGGUACAUUCCUCAAACUUCUGGGCCCAAGCAAUUCUCUUGCUUCAGCCUCCCAAGUAGCUGGGACUACGAGGCACCCGCCACAAUGCCCGGCUAUUUUUUAUUGCAGUUGUCAUUAUUGGUUAGCUGGCCCAGGCUGGAUGUGAAUCCACCACCCUUGGUGUAUGUGGCUGGCGCCGUAACCACUGUGCUAUGGGCGCUGAGCCCACUCUACCUUGUUUUUAAAAAUUAUGUUCCAGUUUUACUCAUUGAAAAAUAGUACCUGGAGUUUUGAACUAUAUUAAUACCACCAAGUUAGCCCACCGAGCUAGUCAUCACUAGCGUCUUUUGGGAUGGAAGGUCACUCUAAUAUCUUGUUCUACUUGAAGUGUUCCUGCUGUUGGUAGUAUGAUAGAAACUACGACAGGAUGUUACGUGUCAGAAUUUCAGACACUGAUCGGAUGUUUAUCAUGGUGUUUGUUUGAUUUUGAAACUCAGGUAGAUUCAAUUUAUUCCACCUGUGAACGUACCAGAAUUUUAGAUUAAGAUUUCUCCCUCUAAAAAAAGUGUUUUUCACCAUCCCCUUCCCAGGUUAACCCCAUGAACAUCUGUUCACCGAUUAGCACCUGUGUCUAGGCCUCUGCUUCCUGUAGACACACUCACUUCUGUCUUACAGCCUUUUCUGAAGUCGUUGAAAACACUCCUGUGUCAGGGAGUCUCCAGGAAAUGAAAUGUGUCCCGUAGCACUGUGAGAAAGGGGCUGUAUCGAUACUGUGAAUGUUUCUUUUCCAGCUGUUUAUCCAGGUUUCUUUUUUCAUGAUGUAGGGUAUUUAUGUUAAAGUACAUGUUGUUAAAUUGGUUAAAGCUGGAUUAAGAUUAUAUACCAAAUGCUAAAGAUGCUAACGUGUAAAUCACCUUGGUUCCCUCAUGUCUCCUGCAAGCUUUAGUGGCUGCAGGGCUUUUGUUUCUGGUUUUUGUCUUGAUGAAAUUUUUGCAGAAUGGUAUUUUAGAAGUGAUUCCUCAUGAACACUAAUAUUGACAUGUGUCUGUUUCUCUUGAGCCAGGUGCUCAAGUUCCUUUUAAACCCUUCCCUUUGCAUCAAGGAUGUGCCCUGCUCUUGGUGGAGGAAUGCAAAUAGCUUUAAGUGUGAGUGUGCAGACUUGUUAAUGUAGCAAUAACAAAACCUCCUGUCAGUUGAAGACCUGCAGGGAGAAAGAGUUUCAACACAGCACUUUAUUUUCAUCAAGUUCCAAGUUUAAGUCGAAAACCAGCCCUCAAAGCCUCCUGACUGCUGCCUGGCCAGUCUCCAGCUGAUGACAAAUUAGGUGCCAUCGAGAUGUUUGCUUGGCUUUUACUGGCCACAUCUAUGGAAGACAGUUGUGAAUUUUCUUUUUGAGCAGAAAGGGAAAGAUUGAUAUUGCUGCCAACCAAAGUGAGUGUUUUCUAGGUAAAAAUCUCAAGGUUUUCAGUCUGGAAAUCUCAGAGUACCAGUUGGUUGAUGUUGGAAGUCAGAACAUUUGUCCUAUCGGGUAGAAAACAAGUCUCAGUGCUGGCCUACAUUGGUAUCUGCACUGCCCCAAACUGGCACAGAAGUGAUUACCAAAGCAGCCAGGGUCCGGGCAAGGCCACGCUUGCAUCCUGUGAAGCAAACUCAGGUUACCUUUGGUUCACGACCUUCCAUGUUCUUCUUUUACGACUAACGAGGCAUUGCCCAGUUCCCUCAGCUAACAUUUGGUCAGUCAUGUACCAUUCAUAAUUUAGGCUUGUAGUUUGUUUUUCCCCCGAUGUUAUGUCAAACCUACAUUUUGAAAAGAGAAGAAAAUAAAAGGUUUUCCAGGUCUGUGGGAAGGACUGGCCUGUGCUAGUGUGGUGCUUUUACGUGACAGUCACGUACUCCCCUGGUAGCACUUUACAACAGAAGCCGGCCCUGCUCCGGGCCCUCACACUUGGCUUUGGACAGGUUCCCUCAGAGAAGAUGUGGCUGGAACAGGAACAAUCUUUGAAAGAAAUAAAUGUGUACACUACACACUGAGUUG